This is a messenger RNA of Rhipicephalus microplus (southern cattle tick), 965 nucleotides long. RefSeq lists its product as uncharacterized. Gene Ontology annotation, biological process: centriole-centriole cohesion; centriole replication. Lineage: Eukaryota; Metazoa; Arthropoda; Arachnida; Ixodida; Ixodidae. Gene Ontology annotation, cellular component: spindle pole; centrosome. The record is from RefSeq and is a predicted model, not a curated record.
GGGGAUUUCAAAGAACAGCGGCGGCCUGUUCGCAUCGCUAGGGUGGCUAGCAUCGUUCCGCCCACUGGUUCGUGCAAACCGUUCGUGUUUAUUUUUGUGCCGACGCAGCCUCGAAAAUGGCCACGGGAGACAUCAGGAACAACCUCAAGAUGCUCAGCGCAGAAAUCCGCAGCGUCAAAACACCGUCGGCUCUCGUAAACCUCGAAGGGAUGAUGGCUGGCGACCCAGAGGUUUACCUGCCAAUCUACGACUACCUGUUCCAGUGGUACAGCACACGCUUGGCCAAUGAAAUAUUACGGAGAGACCUCAAACUACCUCCAUACAAGCACAACAGGACAAAGUUUCUCGAAACAAUGUACUUAGUGCUACGAGAGCUCUUCCAAUGGAAACCUCCGCUCAGUACUUCACAGUUUUUCUCAUCUGGCUUCGCUGAGAAGAAGAUAAUCAUGUGCAGGGACAUCGUGAAGCUGAUUAAAGAGUACAGCGGCACCCAGAAGUCAGCGGCUGCCACAAGUCCUGCCAGCACAGCUACCAGGCCGAAGGCACAGAAAGUGCCUGCUGCUAGGUCAAGUGCCGUCACGUCAAAGGCCAGCUUGCAACCAGCAGCUCUCCCUCAUAGUUCUGUCAACAGGGACAAACUACCAUCAUCCAAGGCAGUGCUCAGUGCAAAAAUUGACACCCUGCUGCACCAUUUAAUGGAGGUUCAAAGCAGUGUCAAGGCCUUGAAGGAACAGAUGCUGCUGGUCAUGAACCAGACUGAGACCAUGCUAGAUCAAGUGCUGCCUGUGGUUACUGAGAUUGUCGACGAACUCUACAAGAAGGAAGCUGCAGAUGUUACCGCCAUUAACAGCGAACUGAGGCACGAUAUGGACAAGGGUGACAAUGGCAUUCAAGAGGGCAUGGCUGCAUCAGGUGCUGCCGAAGCUAUCACUCUCCGUCCUAAAAGUGCGAUUCUCUUCGAUUAA